Messenger RNA from Cylicocyclus nassatus, 252 nucleotides. Lineage: Eukaryota; Metazoa; Nematoda; Chromadorea; Rhabditida; Strongylidae. The record is from the annotation of a GenBank genome assembly.
AUGACCGAUCCCAGCAUUCACGCUUUUGAAGCGUACUUCCGGCGCUACUAUUCGAGGGGAGAAGAAGAAUGGGCUUCUUACAAUCGUGAAGCGUCUAUAGAAAAUGCAACUAUGAUUUAUGAAUUCUCACAAAUGGAGCAGCAGGAUUCGGCAACUGAAAAGACACCGUCUAACUACUGCCUUCCGGAAACCGAUCUGUCACAGGCUGGAGCAGGUUUGGAAACUGAAGAAGACCCAUCCUGGAUGAUUUGA